This is a messenger RNA of Spodoptera exigua (beet armyworm), 1077 nucleotides long. The record is from the annotation of a GenBank genome assembly. Lineage: Eukaryota; Metazoa; Arthropoda; Insecta; Lepidoptera; Noctuidae.
CUGAAUUUGACUUGCAGUUUUACCAGAUGAUUCUUGUUUACAAAUUCUCAAGGAAUUUGCGUAUAAUUUACGUUACUAAUGUUAUUGAGUUUUAUCAAUUAACAAUGUUAAAAUUAUGACGUAUAUUUAGUGUAAGAUAAACACGUGUUUGUGUAGUGCUAUUACUGUAUUCAGUAAGCAUCGUAUGAUUUAAGUGUACUUCUUUGUUCUCUUGUAAACAUGGCAAUGAGAAUAGUUGUUCUGUCUAUUUUAUUUUUUAUUGUUCCUAUUUUGUGUUAUAAACCUGUGGUACUUAUCCAUGGGGUGAUGACUGGAAGUGCUAGCAUGGAACUGAUAAAGUUAAGGAUCGAAGAGCAACAUCCAGGUACAAUAGUGUACAAUGUGAACAGAUUUGAAAGCUGGUCCAGUUUGGAGACAAUGUGGCAUCAGGUGCUGGAGAUAGGCAUGGAUAUUGCCAACAUAUCGAGUAAACAUCCUGAAGGAAUUAAUCUUAUUGGAUAUUCCCAAGGAGGUUUGAUUGCCCGUGGCAUAGUAGAAACCUUCCCAAAUGUGUCAGUCAGCACAUUUAUAUCUCUGAGCUCACCGCAGGCUGGACAAUAUGGAGCUGGAUUCCUCCACUUGGUGUUUCCCGGUCUGGUGAAGGAUACAGUUUAUGAGUUAUUCUAUUCCCGUGUUGGUCAACAUACUUCAGUCGGCAACUAUUGGAACGACCCCUAUCACCAGAGCCUCUACGAGUCUUACAGCGUGUACCUUCCGUACAUAAAUAACCAUUUACCAUCAGCAAAGUCAGCAGAUUUCAAGAAGAACCUACUGAGGUUGAAGAGAUUGGUGCUGAUUGGAGGUCCUGAUGAUAACGUCAUCACACCGUGGCAAAGCAGUCAAUUCGGCUACUACAAUGCGAACGAAACAAUUAUCGAGAUGAAGGCUCAGGAUAUCUACGUUGAAGACAGGAUCGGGCUUCGAACCCUGGACGAGACGGGACGACUUCACGUGGUCACCGUUCCAGGAAUCAACCAUUUCAAUUGGCAUAUGAACAUGAGUAUUGUUGAUAAUUAUUUAUUACCAUAUUUGGAUUAA